UGAGUUUAAUUGCCAUUUUCUAAGAUACACAGUUGUCGAACUGCUAACUGUAUAAGUUUAUCCAUUUAAUAUCAUAUUCUUUUAGAAAAAUGAAUAUUUGUGGAAGCGUAUUCGUCUCAAAAGACGUUCUGAAUUUUGCUUUAAAAUGUUUAUAUUGUGAAGAAGAUCUAGAAGAGUGGGAAAGUUUUGUUAAUCACAUUCAAAGUUUGCACAAUUCCGAUCUCGAAGAACCGUGCAUCGAUCCCAUAGUAGAAUUGGAUUACAAAGAAAACAAUGCUUUAGAAUGGUUGAAAGAUGAAGAUAUGCCAUCCACUGAAGUGGAUCAGUGGGACGAUCCAAUAAAUAAUGUAGACACUUUAAAAGUCGAAGUACCUUCAGAUGGAGAAAUCUUUAAAACAGAGCCAAUAGACGAACCAGUUUCUGAUAAUGAUGGUGACCAUAGUUAUGAUGAUGACAACGACAGUAACUCUGAUUCAGAUUCUUCAUCAAACGAAUAUUUAGUAAAAAGUAAACAAAAAACUCCAAAAAAGUUUAAGCCAUCAUUUUAUAGAAAUAAUGAAAACACGAAUCUUUUCAUUGAAAUGUUUGAAAAGGCUACUUGCUUAUGGGAUCCCACUGACGAAAAUUAUCAUAAUAACACAGAGCGUUCAAAAUGUAAAACUGAAAUGAUACAAGAGAUGCAAAACAAAUGUCAAAUAACAUUAACAUACAAGAAAUUGUGGGAAUGCUUCCGAGAAUUGCACAUGUUGUACAAGACAGUGGGGGCGGCCAUAGAGAAGAAAUCAGGUUCAAGAUACAAAACAUUGUCCCCAACUGUAUUGGGAUAUUAUGAGAAGUGCACAUUUCUCUCUGCAGCAGCAGAUGGAUUUUUAGAUAUAUUUGAAGAUACGCCAAAUACAGUUACGAAUCUGAGUUUUGCAUCUAAAAAUUCUGUAACAAUAGCGUUUAUCGACACCUAUGAACGUUUCCCGUCUCUUUACGAUUACAAACACCCAGAUUACUACCUCCAAGCUAAACGUAGACUAACUUACAAGGAAAUGGCUGAUAUCCUUAGGAUUCAACAAAACGUUGAGUUUACAGAUGAUGAUAUCUUCAAAGGCAUAGAGUAUAUGCGUCAAUGGUAUUUUAAGUUGAAAAAGCGUCUUGGAAAGAACUUGAAAUUUGAGUCAUUGACAAAAGCAGCGCAACAUUAUGUCGAAAAGUUAAGCUUUCUAACAAGACGAUCAAGGGGCGAGAAGCGCGGUGACAUCAAAUAUCCAUGUACAGAGUGCGAUGAAACAUUUACAAGUAAUGCAAGCAAACAGGCUCAUCUUCACACAGUGCACAAAAUCGGUGAUAUGCCCUACAAAUGUAAUUUAUGCGAAAAAAGCUUUAGUAAACCUGCAGGUUUGAGUGCUCAUAAACGACGAAUGCAUGCGGAAAAAAUACAUAAAUGUGAAUUCUGCGAUAAAAUUUACGCUGUAACAGCCGAUUUGAGAGCUCACAUGGGUGUACAUACUGGCCAUAAGCCAUAUAUAUGUGAGUUGUGUGGUAAAGGUUUUCGCAAUAAGACUAAAUUGGGUUUCCAUAACGACGCAGUGCAUCUUAAUCGGAGAGCAUUCAAAUGUACUAUGUGUCCGAAAGAUUUUUUGAAAAAACGCGAUUUAAGAGAUCACAUAAAGGCGCAUCUUAAUAUACGUGAUAAGAUAUGUGAUACGUGUGGCAAAGGUUUUACAACCACUCAUGGAUUACAUCGGCACAAACAAUUACAUGCGGAUGUUAAAAAGUAUGCUUGUAAAUUUUGUGAGAAACGAUUUUACCAAUUUGUCGGUCUGAACUCACAUAUGAAGCAUCGGCAUGGCAUAUAUAAGAACGGCAUGAAGAAACCCGAUACUAAAUCUGUAACAGAAGCAAUACCGCAAACAUCUACAACCAACCUGCUCAGCAGCAUUCCUCAAAACUUUUUUGCGAAUGCGUUGCAACAACCAUAAUUUUCGUGUAAUUAUUUGUAAAAGCGUUCUCUGUAUUUAUAUUUAUAUUUAUAUUUAUAAGGAUUCAAUAAACAGCUUAAUGAAGUAAUGAACC
Zeugodacus cucurbitae (melon fly) is the source of this 2064-nucleotide messenger RNA. Its product is annotated as zinc finger protein 506-like. Lineage: Eukaryota; Metazoa; Arthropoda; Insecta; Diptera; Tephritidae. Bases 90 to 1970 code for a protein of 626 amino acids. Gene Ontology annotation, cellular component: nucleus. The record is from RefSeq and is a predicted model, not a curated record. The transcript is spliced from 4 exons.